Molecule: messenger RNA, 822 nt
Organism: Diaporthe citri
Lineage: Eukaryota; Fungi; Ascomycota; Sordariomycetes; Diaporthales; Diaporthaceae
Exons: 2
Coding region: 1-822 (273 amino acids)
Source: RefSeq, a predicted model, not a curated record
AUGGCUGAUACUUGCAGUCCCCAAGGAUUGCCUCCCGGCCACCUGCAGUCGCCGCUCUUUAAGGUGAUCCCGACAGAGCUGCGUCUCGACAUCUACCGCCAUACCUUCGCUGGUUCUGAGAUGGUUCUGCAACUUCAAACAGACGCACUCCGAUUUUCACCAUUCCACAGCUGGUUUCCUCGCGUCCUGCGGUCUGAAUUCUUGCCAGUCGGCGGCAGACGUAGUGUUUUCCGCACUAGCGGACAGUACCUAACGUACCAGCUCCUCCUUACCUGCAAGCAGAUCUACGACGAAGCACUCGCCAUCUACUGGUCCGAAACUAUUGUGAGCAACCACGAAGGAUACUUCAGUCGCGCCCUGUUCUUCGAGCGCAUCCCGGACUUUGCCAAACUUCACAUUAAGCACCUGCGAGACGUACAGACCGGUGUCAACCCUGGUGUCAAGGCGCGGCGAGGCGUUGCCUUCAGCAGGCAGGCUUCAUUUGCUGAGGCCCUCGACGUGUUUCCAAAGCUGCAGACUUGCUUGAUCCGAGACGGGGCGUGGGAGGAGAGACCAUCCAAGGCGGUGCAGGAGGCUCUUGUCAGACAUCCCGAAGUUUACCUCAUCAAGACUUCCCCGGAGACAGAACCAUACAAGGGGCACUUUUGGCGGGAGAAUACGCAUGUGAUCUAUACGACUUACAAGAAUUUCACCACCGGCAUUAAAUGUACCGUGGCAGAAGAAACGUGGAAUCGGUUGAGACGGAUAGAUGAAAAGGAGGGGUUUCAGCGUGUGAUGGAGUUCCAACCAUCCGAGAAGGCCGGUGGUAAUAUUGAGGGUUGA